Protobothrops mucrosquamatus (brown spotted pit viper) is the source of this 1578-nucleotide messenger RNA. Its product is annotated as isocitrate dehydrogenase [NAD] subunit alpha, mitochondrial. The coding region runs from base 17 to 1117 and encodes 366 amino acids. Gene Ontology annotation, biological process: tricarboxylic acid cycle; isocitrate metabolic process. The record is from RefSeq and is a predicted model, not a curated record. NCBI's taxonomy places the organism in Eukaryota, Metazoa, Chordata, Lepidosauria, Squamata, Viperidae. The transcript has 11 exons. Gene Ontology annotation, cellular component: mitochondrion. Gene Ontology annotation, molecular function: NAD binding; isocitrate dehydrogenase (NAD+) activity; magnesium ion binding.
CGCCGCUCCCAUCGCCAUGGCUACGUCCUCCUGGGUUCCGAAGUUCCUGCGUUUUCUUGAGGGGUUCAGAAUUCAGAAACAGGUGACCAGAAAUUUUGCUAGUACUCCUCAGACGGUAACACUGAUCCCAGGAGAUGGUAUUGGGCCUGAAAUUUCUGCUGCUGUGGUGGAGAUUUUUGAAACUGCUAAGGUCCCUGUUCAGUUUGAAGAAAGAAUCGUGACUGCCAUCCAAGGGCCAGGAGGGAAAUGGAUGAUACCACAAGAUGCCAAAGACUCUAUGGACAAGAACAAAAUAGGAUUAAAAGGUCCUCUGAAAACACCCAUAGCUGCUGGCCAUCCGUCCAUGAAUUUACUGCUCCGUAAAACAUUUGACUUAUAUGCUAAUAUCCGCCCUUGUGUGUCCAUUGAGGGCUACAAGACCCCUUACACAGAUGUGGACAUCGUCACCAUACGAGAGAACACGGAAGGCGAAUACAGCGGCAUUGAGCACAUAAUUGUUGAUGGUGUUGUGCAGAGCAUUAAACUCAUCACCGAGGACGCAAGCAAACGGAUUGCUGACUUUGCUUUUGAAUAUGCCAGGAAUAAUCAGAGGAGCAAAGUUACGGCUGUGCAUAAAGCUAAUAUUAUGCGUAUGUCUGAUGGUCUGUUUCUGAGAAAAUGUAGAGAAGCAGCAGAAAACUGUAAAGAUAUUAAAUUUAACGAAAUGUACCUCGACACUGUGUGUCUGAAUAUGGUGCAGGAUCCAUCUCAGUUUGAUGUCCUGGUCAUGCCAAAUUUGUAUGGGGACAUACUUAGUGAUCUAUGCGCGGGCUUAAUCGGGGGUCUUGGUGUGACUCCUAGUGGGAAUAUUGGUGCUAACGGAGUUGCAAUCUUUGAAUCGGUACACGGAACAGCUCCGGAUAUUGCCGGAAAAGACUUGGCCAACCCAACGGCGCUUCUCUUGAGUGCUGUCAUGAUGUUGCGUCACAUGGAAAUGCAAGACUUUGCCAUGAAAAUAGAAACGGCUUGCUUUGAGACCAUCAAAGACCAGAAGGUCUUGACCAAAGAUUUGGGAGGCAACGCCAAAUGUUCAGAGUUCACCGCAGAGAUCUGUCGCAGAGUCAGAGCCAUGGAAUAGACGUCUUCUCCGUGUCCUCCUGUUUUCAAUCCCCCCCUAAAGGAUGCUGUUAUUUAUUAUAUGUCAGAUCCAUUUAUCUUCUUUUUCUAGAAAUAAACUCCUUUCCAUUUCCAUUGCUUGAAACAAUGAAAUUGUUAGCUGCCCCUGCAUUUCAGACCCUUCCACGUUCCAGAAACGCUCCAAAACUUGAAGUAUAUAUUUUUUUCUCACCCCAGCAGUAGAAGACACUCCUCAAGCUGUCCUUAAGCAGCUUCCUGGCCUUAAAAUAGCACAGAAUAUUUUUUUUCCCUUUGUAAAUAGACUUUUUUUUUUCAUUACUAACACCUGGAACUUGCCCUUCCAAAGCUUAAAGACUUGAAGCUGUGGGCAUUUCAACUAUUGCACAUAAAAUGUCAAGUAUCCAGAUUUUAAGGGCAGAAGGAAUAUCAUUCAGCGGUAAAACCUAACCAUGUUAACCUGUU